Messenger RNA from Funneliformis geosporum, 120 nucleotides. NCBI's taxonomy places the organism in Eukaryota, Fungi, Glomeromycota, Glomeromycetes, Glomerales, Glomeraceae. The record is from the annotation of a GenBank genome assembly.
GGCAAAGAAACUCUUGGUACAAUUGCUUUUAAUCUCAAUUUUAAUUUACCAAAUUUACCAGCUGUCGUUGAAUAUAAUCAAUACAAGAUGCAAAUAAAAAUGUUUACAGAUGUUGUUGAG